AUGAAAAUCUUAUGCAGCCACCACCACCAAGAAGUUAGCGACACAGUCCUUGACUUAGAACAUGAACUUCAAGAAGAUUUUGAUCCAUCAGAAAUUGAGGACUCAGACGGAUCCGAUGCAGAUGAAGACGAAUGGAAAAAAGUAGCCUGGUCACAGAAUCCCGUAGUUUCUCUUUUUGAUUCUAUUCAAUUACAACCAGUUCGGAACAUAGCCAAUAGGACAAGGCCACUCGUAUUUUUUGAAAUGUUUUUUGACUCUGAAGCUAUCGAUAUGAUUAUAACCCAAACUAACCUCUACGCAUCACAAUGCAAUGACCAAAAUUGUGAACAGGUGUCAGCAACAGAGAUCAAAGCUUUACUGGGCAUGAUAAUUCAAAUGGGCAUUCACAAAUUACCCUGUAUAGAAGAUUAUUGGUCCAGUGAUCCAUUACUGCAUGUUGUUCAAAUUGCUGAGACAAUGACAUUGAAGCGAUUUCAAAAACUUAUGAAAUAUUUACAUCUCAAUGACAAUGCCAAUAUGCCUAACAGGAACGAUGAUAACUACGACAAACUGUAUAAAAUAAGGCCGCUGCUAGAUUACAUCAACGUAAAAUGUCAGACAAAUGCCAAAAACACACAUUCUCAGUCAAUCGACGAGUGUAUGAUAAAGUUCAAGGUGCGAUCUACUCUAAAGCAAUACAUGUCCAUGAAGCCUAUAAAACGGGGCUUCAAGGUUUGGGCUAGAGCUGACAGCCACUCAGGAUACUUGUAUCAGUUUCAAGUGUAUGCUGGAAAGACCGAAAACGUCGAAACAGGAUUAGGCAGUAAUGUUGUCAUGACAUUAUGCCAGUCACUCAUAAAUGAAACCUAUAUGGGUCAUAUAGCAUUUGAUAACUUUUCUAGUCCAGCUUUACUACAAACGUUAUACAAUAAUUGUAUAUAUGCAACUGCUACAGUCAAAAAUGACCGCCAAGAUAUGCCACUAAUUAUAAAAAAGCAUAAAGCGACUGGUAAUAAAGAAAUUGAUGAAAAGAUAGCAAAGGCUGUAAAAAAUGCAAACCAAAAAACAAAAAAGCUGAAAAGAGGAGAAUGGAAAUGGAGGGUAAAAAAUAAUGUUGGGUUUAUUAUCUGGAAAGAUAACAAAUUAGUAAGCAUUUUGAGCACUGCAUUUCAUCCAAAGCAGAAAACAUCUUGUGAAAGAACUCAAAAUGAUGGAUCUAAAAAAUCAUUCCCUUGUCCGCUGACAAUUAUAGAAUAUACAAAGCGUAUGGGAGGAGUGGACCGGUUUGACCAAAAGAGAACCCCGUACGCAGUCGGAAGAAAAAGCUCGAAGUGGUGGAAACGCAUCUUCUAUUUUCUUAUUGAUGCUGCAAUAACAAACGCGUAUAUAUUGUAUGCUUCUAACAUACGUAACCACACGGUAUUGUCUCAAAAGGAAUUUAGGCUGACAUUGUCUCGAGAAUUAGUAGCAAACGCAACAUUCCGAAAAAGACCCUUUGCCACCAUGCCAAAGUUCGCGUCCAAAAAAAGUAAGUCUGUACAAUCCGAAGAAAGUGAAUCAAGGCAAAAGAAACUAUUUGGCGUGCCUCGAGAAAUUCGUUUUUCUGAGCUGGGAGCUCAUUGGCCUGUAGAAUUAUCCACCUAUAGAAGGUGUCGUUUGUGUAGUAGUGCACACAAUAAUCAACGAUCCAGGAUACAAUGUGAUAGGUGUCAAGUGCCAUUGUGUGCAGUGCCUUGCCUCAAAACAAAAUCUACGAAUAUAUUCGUAGUCGGCACCAUGGUGAAAUCCCGCACCACGAGUUAUCUCGUAGCUGGCACGCAAAGGGUUAAUAAUAUAAAAAUACGGUAG
Messenger RNA from Parnassius mnemosyne (clouded apollo), 1827 nucleotides. The record is from the annotation of a GenBank genome assembly. Lineage: Eukaryota; Metazoa; Arthropoda; Insecta; Lepidoptera; Papilionidae.